Molecule: messenger RNA, 5003 nt
Organism: Ricinus communis (castor bean)
Lineage: Eukaryota; Viridiplantae; Streptophyta; Magnoliopsida; Malpighiales; Euphorbiaceae
Product: pleiotropic drug resistance protein 1
Exons: 23
Coding region: 380-4726 (1448 amino acids)
Cellular component (GO): membrane
Molecular function (GO): ABC-type transporter activity; ATP binding; ATP hydrolysis activity
Source: RefSeq, a predicted model, not a curated record
GGUAGUUUAUAAUGAUUUUUAAUAUUUCUGUGUGUUUAUUGAAUUAAAAAUUAUAAAUUUUUAAAUUAAGUUACAGCAAUAGUUUUUCUUUAAUAAAUUUAUAUAAAGUUACAAAUUACUCUCUUAAGUAAACUUAACCUAAAUUUUAUAAAUUUUUUUAGAUAAAUAUGUAAAAAUAUUGAAAGUUACUGUAACUAUUGCGAUCCUAAAAUUCACGGUAAAUUUUAUAUCUAAAGUUAAGUUAUCAAGUUGGAGUCCUUUUCUAUUUGUGAAUAAUUCUUUUUUAAAGAAAGCUAUUUCUAUAUAAAGACCUUGUCUCAAUGCAAGAAACGAAAAAAAAAAAAAAAAAAAAAAGCAAAAGCUUGCGGAGGGUGGUGAAAUGGAGAUUACAGACACAGGCAGCAGUCUUAACAUAUGGAGGAACAAUUCCAUGGAAGCUUUCUCCAAGUCUUCUCGCCAUGAAGAUGAUGAAGAAGCUCUCUUAUGGGCUGCAUUGGAGAAACUUCCUACUUAUUCACGUGUAAGGAGAGGUAUACUUUGUGAAAAAGAUGGUCAAUCUAGAGAGAUUGAAGUAAACAGCCUUGAUUUAAUAGAGAAAAGAAAUCUACUGGAUAGACUAGUGAAAAUUGCUGAGGAAGAUAAUGAGAAGUUCUUGUUGAAGCUCAAGGACCGCAUUCACAAAGUUGGACUAGAAAUGCCAAAAAUUGAAGUAAGGUUCGAGGAUUUAAAUGUUGAAGCGGAAGCCUACGUUGGAAGCAGAGGGUUACCUUCAAUGUAUAACCUCUCAGUUAAUAUGCUCGAGGGUCUCUUGGAUUAUCUUCACAUUCUUCCGAGCAGAAAGAAAACAUUACCAAUCCUUCGCGGCGUUACUGGAAUCAUCAAGCCGCAGAGAAUUACAUUGCUUUUAGGCCCACCAAGCUCAGGCAAGACGACGCUUCUUUUGGCCUUGGCAGGAAAACUCGGUAAAGAUUUAAAGUUUUCAGGAAAAGUUACUUAUAAUGGACAUGGAAUGCAAGAAUUUGUACCGCAGAGAACAUCAGCUUAUAUUAGUCAAUAUGAUCUGCAUAUUGGAGAAUUAACUGUUAGGGAAACUCUGGCUUUCUCUGCUAGAUGUCAAGGGACUGGCACCCGUUAUGAUAUGUUGGAAGAAUUAGCAAGAAGGGAGAAAGCUGCAAAUAUCAAACCUGAUUCUGAUAUCGAUAUCUACAUGAAGGCAGCUGCACUGGAAGGGCAAGGGACCAAUUUAGUUACAGAUUAUGUUCUCAAGAUUUUAGGCCUGGAAGUAUGUGCAGAUACUAUGGUGGGUGAUGAAAUGUUACGGGGCAUAUCUGGAGGACAAAAGAAGCGUGUCACGACAGGGGAGAUGCUGGUUGGACCUGCAAGAGCACUUUUCAUGGAUGAGAUAUCUACUGGUUUGGACAGUUCAACAACUUUCCAAAUUGUGAACUCACUCAGACAAUCAAUCCAAUUUCUCAAUGGAACUGCUCUGAUCUCUCUUCUCCAACCAGCACCCGAAACAUAUGAACUUUUUGAUGAAAUAAUUUUUCUGUCAGAAGGACAAAUUGUGUAUCAAGGUCCACGUGAAAAAGUGCUCGAGUUCUUUGAAUACAUGGGUUUCAAAUGUCCUGUGAGAAAAGGAGUAGCUGAUUUCCUACAAGAAGUAACGUCAAUGCAAGAUCAAGAGCAGUACUGGGCAUGGAAAGAUCAGCCUUAUAGGUUUGUUUCUGUGAAGGAAUUUGCUGAAGCAUUCCAGUCAUUUCAUAUUGGACAAAAACUAGUUGAUGAACUUGCUACUCCUUUUGACAAGUCCAAGUCACACCCUGCAGCACUAACAACUAAGAAAUAUGGUGUCAGCAAGAAACAACUCUUGAAAGCUUGCAUGUCGAGAGAAUUUUUGCUCAUGAAGAGGAACUCAUUUGCCUAUAUUUUCAAAACGUUGCAACUCAUUCUAAUGGCUUUCUUAACAAUGACAAUGUUUCUGAGAACUGAGAUGCAUAGAAACACACAAGCAGAUGGCAGCAUAUAUUUUGGUGCCCUUUUCUUUGGAGUCAUGACAACUAUGUUCAAUGGCUUCUCAGAGCUUGCAAUGACCGUUGUUAAACUCCCUAUCUUCUAUAAGCAAAGAGACCUUCUCUUUUAUCCUUCAUGGGCAUAUGCUUUGCCUGCAUGGAUUCUCAAGAUUCCAAUUACCUUUGCGGAAAUCGCCAUAUGGGUGAUCUUGACAUAUUAUGUUGUUGGUUUUGAUCCGAACAUUGAAAGGUUCUUCAAGCAGUACCUGAUACUCGUAAUGACUAAUCAGAUGGCAUCCUCAUUGUUUCGACUGAUAGCAGCGGUAGGAAGAAACAUAAUUGUAGUUAACACAGUUGCAAUUUUCUCAUUACUCGCAGUAUUAGUUCUGAGUGGAUUUAUCCUAUCACGAGAUGAUGUGAAGAAAUGGUGGAUAUGGGGUUAUUGGAUUUCACCGAUGAUGUAUGUCCAGAACGGCAUUACUGUGAAUGAAUAUCUUGGAAAGAGUUGGAAUCACUUUCCUCCUAAUUCAACAGAGGCAUUAGGAGUUGCUUUUUUGAAGUCCCGUGGAAUUUUUCCUGAAGCAUAUUGGUAUUGGAUUGGAGUUGGAGCUUUAACAGGAUAUACGUUCCUAUUCAAUUUUCUUGUAGCCUUGGCACUAAAUUAUCUAGAUCCAUUUGAGAAGCUUAAAGCAAAAGUUGCGGAAGAGGGCUUCUCUGGUAAAGAUAUUAGCGGAAACGGAGAGUUUAUGGAACUCUCAAGAGGCAGGAAGAACCCUUCGAAUGGAUCGCAUGACACAGGAAGAGGGAAAACCAUCCAAAGAAAUAUCUCAUCCAGGAUUGCAUCUGCGAGAGUGAGCAACUUUACGAAUGGAAAUCAAGACCUGAAGCAGGGGAAGAUUCUCCCAUUUCAACCCCUUUCCAUCACAUUCGAAGACAUUAAAUAUGCUGUAGACAUGCCACAGGAAAUGAAAGCUCAAGGAAUUACUGAGGACCGUCUACAACUUUUGAAGGGUGUUAGCGGUGCAUUCAGGCCAGGAGUCCUAACAGCUCUAAUGGGUGCUAGUGGUGCUGGCAAGACCACCCUAAUGGAUGUCUUGGCUGGAAGAAAAACAGGCGGUUACAUUGAGGGAAAGAUCAUGAUAUCUGGAUAUCCAAAGAAGCAAGAAACAUUUACUCGCAUAUCAGGAUACUGUGAGCAAACUGACAUCCAUUCCCCACAUGUUACAGUUUAUGAAUCAUUGGUUUAUUCAGCGUGGCUUCGGCUACCCGCAGAAGUUAAUUCAAGCGCACGAAAGAUGUUUAUUGAAGAAGUGAUGGCACUUGUGGAACUGACCCCUAUAAGAAAGGAACUUGUGGGAUUGCCUGGUGUAAAUGGUCUUUCAAUUGAGCAGCGUAAGAGGCUGACAAUUGCAGUUGAACUUGUUGCUAACCCAUCUAUUAUUUUUAUGGAUGAGCCAACCUCUGGCCUUGAUGCCAGAGCAGCGGCCAUAGUUAUGAGAACAGUAAGGAAUACGGUGGACACUGGGCGAACAGUGGUGUGUACAAUACAUCAGCCAAGCAUUGACAUCUUUGAUGCAUUUGAUGAGUUAUUUCUGCUGAAGCGGGGAGGCGAAGAAAUUUAUGUUGGUCCAGUUGGACAACAUGCCCAUCAUCUGAUCAGAUAUUUUGAGGAAAUUGAGGGAGUUCCUAAGAUCAAGGAUGGUUAUAAUCCUGCAACCUGGAUGCUGGAAGUUACAACAGCAGCGCAAGAAGUAGCUUUUGGUGUUAACUUCAGUAAUAUAUACAAGAACUCAGAAUUAUACAGGAGAAACAAAGCCUUCCUCAAGGAACUAAGCAGACCUCCACCAGGUUCAAAAGAUCUGCAUUUCCCAAGUCAAUUUGCACAACCCUUGUUAACCCAGUGCAUUGCUUGCCUAUGGAAGCAGCAUUUAUCAUACUGGAGAAACCCAACAUAUGCUUCAGUGAGACUCUUGUUCACAACACUCAUAGCUUUGAUGAUGGGAACAGUUUUCUGGAAUUUAGGCUCCAAAAGAGGCAGGCAGCUAGAAAUCUUUAAUGCAAUGGGUUCCAUGUAUUCUGCUGUUCUGUUCUUAGGAUUUCUGAAUACGUCAUUGGUGCAGCCGGUUGUGGAUAUGGAGAGAACAAUAUAUUAUAGAGAUAGAGCAGCAGGAAUGUAUUCUGCAUUUCCAUAUGCCUUUGGACAGGUUGUGAUUGAAUUUCCGUACAUUUUAGUUGAGACUAUAAUAUAUGGAGUUAUAGUGUACGCAAUGAUGGGAUUUGAAUGGACAGUAAGCAAGUUCUUUUGGUAUCUUUUCUUCAUGUACUUCACCUUCUUAUACUUAACUCUCUAUGGGAUGAUUACCGCUGCCGUUUCUCCUAAUUACAACAUUGCUGCCAUAAUUUCAAAUUCCUUUUAUUUUAUGUGGAACAUGUUCUCAGGAUUCGUCGUUCCCCGAACGAGGAUGCCUGUCUGGUGGAGAUGGAACUACUGGCUCUGCCCUAUAGCUUGGACAUUGUAUGGAUUGGUUGCUUCGCAAUACGGAGACGUAAAGGAGCCAUUAGACACUGGUGAAACAGUUGAAGAAUUCUUGAGGAGUUAUUUCGGAUUUCGACAUGACUUUGUUGGAGUUGUUGCAGCUGUACUUGUUGGGAUGAAUGUGCUCUUUGGAUUCAUCUUUGCCUUCUCUAUCAAACUACUCAACUUCCAGAACAGAUGAAAUAUUUCUGGACAUAUAUUUAAAAGUAAAUUUUGCUCCUGAUUUUUCACAAGCUUAUGUCGUGUUUGCCCAGUUAUGAAUAAAAGUCGGUUUAUAAAAAACAAUGUAGCGAAAAAUGGCAAAUUAUUUUCUUUUUUCUCCUCGUGUAAAUUACGUGAUCACCUUUGUUAUAUUCUUAGAGAAUCACGUCAUCAAUAUCAUGUAAGAUGUAGUGAAAAAUUGAAGGAAACAUCACAAAAUACGGAUAUGCAAAGAAACAGCAAAGUUUUGCUCGCAU